AUGACGCUGGUGGCUUCCUGCAACGCGCUUUACUUCCCCGACCCGCCGAUGGACAACAUCAUCACUCUGUCGUGGCAGCGACAAGAGGGGGCGGUGCUAGCCGCGUGUAGCUGCGUCAUCUUCAAGGUGAAGUCGUCCUCGCCAAAGUCCUUCCACGUGCUGCCACGCUACGGUGCACUGCUGCUGACGGAUGCGUCCGGCAAUCCAUGCACCCCGUGUAGCGCGCAGAUCACCUUUGGCCUCCGUGCCGCCGCCACCGAUGCGGUGAGUGAGGCCGCAACAACGACGAUGCGUCGCCUGCCGCACUCCGCUGCGGGUAGCCACCCCCACCAGGAGCGCUUUGCGAUUGAGUACGCCAUUCUUGCAGCAGCGCGCCCGACAUACGAGCGCAUCGUGCAGGCCGUAGCUGGCGGCGAGCGGCUGACAGAGGUAGUGCGCAGCGUGUGGGAGCUCGUCGCGUCGGGCGCGCAGCGGUCUGUGCGGGGCUCGCCGAUCAGCCUCAAGGCGCACAUGGAGGGCGUCACGAUGGACAGCAGCAAGGCGGGUCGUCACGGCGUCGUCGUGGUGCCACCCACCGCACACCUCGUGUGGACAACGCUACAGACGCGCCUAAUGAGCCGCGCAUCGCCGGCGUCGGCGAUGGAGAGCGGCAGCAGCCCGUCCACGCGGCACCUCUCCGAGAGGAACAGAGGGGCCACUGCCGCGGGCGAGCUGCGCGCGCUGAGUCUCGGCAUCGAGGCGCUGCGCCACGACGCACCCACAAGCACCUCGAACGCCACCAUCCCCACAAACACAGGCAUCAAUUCAACGGGGACGCCAAUGAAGGGCAUGCCUGGGGGCGCCGGUGCUAAUCCUGCUGCCGCACGAGCUGCGUAUGACACUGGUGACAAUGGUAUUCCCACACCUGCGGACGGAGAAGCGGCGGAUAUUGUGAUGCGUAUAACGCCAAUGAAGGGCGGUAGGGCUGCUGUUUCCCCUUUUUCUGUUUUAAGCGAUGGGAAAAACGGGAUACCGCUCGUAGUGGUGUUAGUGGCAAUGUUUGGCACAUACCUGAUCACUGUGCUGCUGUUACGCGGCGGGAGUGUUAGUGCUAGUGGUAAUCGUAGUGACAUUGGCAUCCAUACCAACGACGGUGCGUGA
Molecule: messenger RNA, 1140 nt
Organism: Trypanosoma grayi
Lineage: Eukaryota; Euglenozoa; Kinetoplastea; Trypanosomatida; Trypanosomatidae
Exons: 1
Coding region: 1-1140 (379 amino acids)
Source: RefSeq, a predicted model, not a curated record